GAAGACAGAACAACAUCCGCAACUCACAACCAUCCCCACGCCUGCACACGCGACAAGAGCCGGAGUCGAGUCCUCUCUUUCGCCUUCCCAACAAUAAGCGCGCUGGUCGUCACGGCUACAGGCAGGUUGCCAUCCACGGACCUCGACGGUUCAUUCUAAAAACUUGCUCCGGUUUCCUCUGCCUCCCUUCUGAUAUCAGCACUAUACAAAGACCUCUCCACAGCUACACGACUCUCGCAGCCCUCUUCUCGCUCACAUCCUCCUCCCCAUUCUCCCAAAAUGUCUACCACAGCGGAAUCCACUACAAUGGCUGCCACCACCACACGCUCAACCACACCUCCUGCUGAGAAGCCAGCUGAGAAGGAGCGUGCCCAAGCAAAGGCGUCAUCCACCUCUACGAAGAAGCAUUCACACGCAUCCUCUCACUCUGCACCUCGCAAGGUCCGCUUCAAUGUUGGAACCCAAUAUCAAGUACUGGAUGUGGUUGGAGAGGGCGCAUACGGUAUCGUAUGCUCUGCUGUCCACCGCCCAACUGGCCGCAAGGUUGCUAUCAAGAAGAUCGCCCCUUUUGAUCACUCCAUGUUCUGCCUCCGAACGCUCCGCGAGCUUAAGUUGCUGAAGUUCCUGUCUGAGUCUGGCGUGUCAGAGAAUAUCAUCUCCAUCCUCGAUAUCAUCAAACCGUCAUCGAUUGAGUCUUUCAAAGAGGUUUACCUCAUUCAGGAGCUCAUGGAGACGGACAUGCAUCGUGUGAUCCGAACUCAGGAUCUUUCGGAUGACCAUGCACAGUACUUCAUCUAUCAAACCCUUCGUGCUCUCAAGGCUCUCCACUCUGCGGACGUGAUUCACCGUGAUCUCAAGCCCAGCAAUCUUCUGUUGAACUCUAAUUGCGAUCUGAAGGUGUGCGACUUCGGUCUCGCGCGCAGCGUCCGUACCGCUGAACCCUCGGGCACCGAGACCGGCUUCAUGACCGAAUACGUUGCCACCCGAUGGUAUCGCGCACCUGAAAUCAUGCUUACCUUCAAGCAAUAUACCAAGGCGAUUGACAUCUGGUCGGUUGGCUGCAUUCUCGCGGAGAUGCUAUCCGGGAAGCCACUCUUCCCUGGUCGUGACUAUCACCAUCAGCUCAGCCUCAUCCUUGAUGUCCUGGGUACGCCCACCAUCGAGGAAUUUUACAAUAUAAGCACUCGGCGGUCACGGGAUUAUCUUCGUGCUCUUCCCUUCCGGAAGAAGAAGUCGUUUGCUAGCUUGUUCCCCAACGCGAGCCCAUUGGCUGUUGACUUCCUCACCCGCACCCUCACCUUCGACCCGAAGAAGCGGAUGACAGUGGAGGCAGCCUUAGCCCAUCCGUAUCUAGAGGCUUACCAUGAUCCCGACGACGAGCCCGUCGCCCCCCCUUUGGAGCCUGAAUUUUUCGAAUUCGAUUUGCACAAGGAUGAUAUCAGUCGUGAAGAGCUGAAGAAGAUGUUGUACGACGAGAUCCUAUCCUUUAAUCCAACAAUUGGCACACUCUAGACGCGUAUGUUCUUAUCAUCUCUUUCUGUUGCACAUGUACAAGGUCGUCCCAUCCUGAACUAUCAGAGCUUGGCUGUUGUAUAUACCACUCGCUCGUUGGCUGGUCGUGUAUUAUUAUUAGAAUUCAAGGACUUGCUUCUUGGGUCCUGCAGCAAUGGUGCCGUGUCUGAGAUCCUCAUUAGAGUCCUAAAAUCGUAAGAUACAUGUGACAGAGGGAGAUCAACAGCAGUAGUCACAGCACUGUGCACAUUCACAACAGAACAAGCAAGCACACAGGAUGGCCAGGCAAUCACAAGCCCCACAGCAAUCGUCGCAGGCCCCUCUCCGACGAGGGUAACUGUGAUGGGGGUAACCCGGAAGGUGCUGCUGCGGAGAAGCCAUAUACAUGACCUGGGGAGCUGGUUGAGCAUACACUGGCGGUCUAUAGUAACCGGAAUGUUGGUGAUACAGGGGCGCAGGAU
Dacryopinax primogenitus is the source of this 1973-nucleotide messenger RNA. Its product is annotated as mitogen-activated protein kinase. Gene Ontology annotation, cellular component: cytoplasm; nucleus. The record is from RefSeq and is a predicted model, not a curated record. Lineage: Eukaryota; Fungi; Basidiomycota; Dacrymycetes; Dacrymycetales; Dacrymycetaceae. The coding region runs from base 280 to 1512 and encodes 410 amino acids. Gene Ontology annotation, biological process: intracellular signal transduction; protein phosphorylation. The transcript has 6 exons. Gene Ontology annotation, molecular function: MAP kinase activity; ATP binding.